AUCCAAUUAUGAGUUUCCUUUAUCCAACCAAACUUCCUGCCGAGUUGCAAACUCUCCCCGCGACGCGUUUGCCUCUGGUAAUUAGCCAGCCCGGUAGAAGAUGCUGUCUUGUUCAGACGUUUCUGUAAUUUGGACUGACCUCACUCUGAUCGUGCAACAGCAACAUGUGCCGUAUGAGGACACUCCAGGAGCCUCCUUCUCACGAAGGCUCGCCGAGAUGUUCAGGAUGUUUCCGUUCCUGCUGCUGCUGUGGUUUCUGCCCCCCACCGAGGGGUCCCAGCGAGCUGAACCGAUGUUCACGGCAGUCACCAAUUCGGUUCUGCCCCCUGACUAUGACAGCAACCCCACCCAGCUCAACUAUGGAGUGGCAGUUACUGAUGUGGACGGUGACGGGGACUUCGAGAUUGUCGUGGCAGGGUACAACGGCCCCAAUCUGGUUCUGAAGUACGACCGGGCCCAGAAGCGGCUGGUGAACAUCGCAGUGGACAAGCGCAGCUCCCCCUACUAUGCGCUGCGGGACCGGCAGGGCAACGCCAUUGGGGUCACAGCCUGUGACAUCGACGGGGAUGGCCGUGAGGAGAUCUACUUCCUCAACACCAAUAAUGCCUUCUCAGGGGUGGCCACGUACACAGACAAGUUAUUCAAGUUCCGCAAUAGCAGGUGGGAAGACAUCCUGAGCGACGAGGUCAACGUGGCCCGUGGCGUGGCCAGCCUCUUUGCCGGGCGCUCUGUGGCCUGUGUGGACAGGACGGGCUCCGGACGCUAUUCUAUCUACAUCGCCAAUUAUGCCUACGGUAAUGUGGGCCCUGAUGCCCUCAUUGAAAUGGACCCCGAGGCCAGUGACCUCUCCCGGGGCAUUCUGGCGCUCAGAGAUGUGGCUGCUGAGGCUGGGGUCAGCAAGUAUACAGGGGGCCGGGGUGUCAGCGUGGGCCCCAUCCUCAGCAGCAGUGCCUCGGAUAUCUUCUGUGACAACGAGAAUGGGCCCAACUUCCUCUUCCAUAACCGGGGUGACGGCACCUUCGUGGACGCAGCUGCCAGCGCUGGUGUGGACGACCCCCACCAGCACGGGCGAGGGGUGGCCCUGGCGGACUUCAACCGCGACGGCAAAGUGGACAUUGUCUACGGCAACUGGAACGGCCCCCACCGCCUCUAUCUGCAGAUGAGCGCCCACGGGAAGGUCCGCUUUCGGGACAUCGCCUCACCCAAGUUCUCCAUGCCCUCCCCUGUCCGCACAGUCAUCGCCGCCGACUUUGACAACGACCAGGAGCUAGAGAUCUUCUUCAACAACUUCGCCCACCGAAGCUCCUCAGCCAACCGCCUCUUCCGCGUCACCCGCAGGGAACACGGUGACCCCCUCAUUGAGGAACUCAAUCCUGGCGAUGCCUUGGAGCCUGAGGGCCGGGGCACAGGGGGUGUGGUGACAGACUUCGAUGGAGAUGGGAUGCUGGACCUCAUCUUGUCCCACGGAGAAUCCAUGGCUCAGCCGCUGUCCGUCUUCUGCGGGAAUCAGCCACAUGUGCUAGUGGCCGCCGUGCUGGACGGCACAGACGGGACAUCACCAUCGCUGCAGUGCUGCUGGACUCUGCACGUUCGCGGCUCCCCCGGGAAGGAUGAAGCCAGCAGCGUGGAGGUGACGUGGCCAGAUGGCAAGGUGGCCAGCCGGAACGUGGCCAGCGGGGAGAUGAACUCGGUGCUAGAGAUCCCCUACCCCCGGGAUGAGGACAGACUUCAGGACCCAGCCCCACUGCAGUGCGGCCAAGGAUUCUCCCAGCAGGAAAAUGGCCAUUGCAUGGACACCAACGAAUGCAUCCAGUUCCCAUUCGUGUGCCCUCGAGACAAGCCCGUGUGUGUCAACACAUAUGGAAGCUACAGAUGUCGGACCAACAAGAAGUGCAGUCGGGGUUACGAGCCCAACGAAGAUGGCACAGCCUGUGUGGCUCAAGUGGCCUUUUUAGGUGGGUAUCCUUCUGCCGCCUUUAGAAUCUCAGAGCCUCUCUCUCGGGCCUCAUAUCUUUCUCUAGGCCUUGGACUUUGCCUUCAGUUCUAUGCAUUUUAAAUUCCAACAAUAAAGGAAAAAAACCAACAACCUUUGUGGAAAACUAAAUUUCUCCUGCUGCCUGUCUCUCUCUCCACGCCCAGAGAUUCUGCUGCAAGCUCUCUCUGAAUGGACAGCGGGGGUGGCCAUCUUUGAAAAGGGGAAUUUGGAAAUAUUGAUGUGUGUGUAACCUUAGUUGUGUGUGAAGCCUUUCUUUGCAUGUUUUCUGAGAAAACAGGAAAGGAAAGUCUCCCCCUCAACCCCAAUCCAGCCUCCCUCACUCCAGAAGAAUACAGAUAGUCCUGUCUCUCCUGUAUCCUCCUGUAUCAUGAGCGGCUCAUUUUGCCCUUC
Myotis lucifugus (little brown bat) is the source of this 2386-nucleotide messenger RNA. RefSeq names its product cartilage acidic protein 1 (gene CRTAC1). The transcript has 15 exons. Gene Ontology annotation, molecular function: calcium ion binding. The record is from RefSeq and is a predicted model, not a curated record. Gene Ontology annotation, biological process: axonal fasciculation. The coding region runs from base 101 to 2056 and encodes 651 amino acids. Lineage: Eukaryota; Metazoa; Chordata; Mammalia; Chiroptera; Vespertilionidae.